Messenger RNA from Synchiropus splendidus (mandarinfish), 5416 nucleotides. It is a transcript of the gene epb41l2, whose product is annotated as erythrocyte membrane protein band 4.1 like 2. The record is from RefSeq and is a predicted model, not a curated record. Gene Ontology annotation, cellular component: plasma membrane; cytoskeleton. Gene Ontology annotation, molecular function: structural molecule activity; actin binding. Lineage: Eukaryota; Metazoa; Chordata; Actinopteri; Syngnathiformes; Callionymidae. Gene Ontology annotation, biological process: cortical actin cytoskeleton organization. Bases 411 to 3332 code for a protein of 973 amino acids. The transcript has 24 exons.
UUUGACUCACAGCCAGACUCUCGGUGUGGAGUGGUGUUGAGAAUUUUUGGGGGGUUUCGUGUGUGGGAGGUUCGAUACUCUUUUUGCUGGAGAUCAGACAGAGAAGCCACGUUUGGAAGUUCCCCUUCACGCAUCGGAAGGGAUUACAAACAGCUUCUCUGCCCUCGUUUCCCUGAGUGAUAGUCCCGUGGGAUGCAGGCGCAGAGCUCCCAGCAAGAGAGACGUGAUGGAGGAGAGAAUGUAGCAGUGACACUUUGUAGGACAAGCAUUUUCCAAGGAGGUGGACGAAAGUGAAGGAAGAAGAAUCAAGAGAAGGUAGCGGAACGUUGAAAAAGAGAGUUGCCGGAAAGUAGGACAAAGUGGUUGAGGCAAGGGAGAACUGUAAAGUGGCACUUGGUUGAUUUAUCAUCAUGACUACAGAAGGAGGAUCUGAAACUGAGGUGAAGGAGAAAGCAGAAGAGUCGGCUCCUCAACUAGACCAAUCUGAGAAGUUGACGGAGGAGACGCAGGAAGUGGCCAAAGCUGAGGGGCAGAUAAAGGAAAAGGAGAAGGACGGCAAAGGAAUAUCACGCUAUCUGCCGACAUGGCUUAAGAAGCAGAAAUCUCAGAGCCAGACCUCUCCCACCAAGGAGGUCCCAUCUCCAGAGGAGCCAGUCAGCAAAGCAAAACAAGAGGAGGAGGGUUCCGCUCCAGAAGUGAACGGUCACGCCGAAGAGCCUGAAGAAAAGGAAGAGGUUAAGUCAGAGGAAGUAAAGGAAAACGAAGUGGAAUCUCAUUCCAACGCCAGUGCAGACACUGAGCCCGCUGUGGAAGAGAAAGUGGACGAGAGUGCAGAGAAAAGUCCCGCGGAGAACAAGUUGACAGCGGAGAGUGAAGAGGCAGAGGAGCAGAAGAAGGAGCAAGGAGGCGAGCAACAGGACGGGGAGGGGGGAGAAGCUCAGAGCUCGUUUUUCCAGUCUCCACUCCGUUUGGUGAAGAAGAACAAGAUGAAGCUGGUGGUGUGUCGUGUCGCUCUUCUGGAUGGGACAGACUUCUCCUGUGAAGUGGAGAAACGCGCCAAGGGCCAGUACUUAUUCUUUAAAGUGUGCGAGCACCUCAAUCUGCUGGAGAAAGACUACUUUGGUCUGAGUUUCAUCGACAACCAUGAACAGAAGUGUUGGCUGGAUCCUACCAAGGAGAUCAAGAGACAAAUCCGCAGCAACAACUGGCAGUUUGCAUUUAAUGUCAAGUUCUACCCGCCGGACCCCUCGCUGCUCACAGAAGACAUCACUAGAUACCUGUUGUGUCUGCAGCUGCGUGAAGACGUCGCCUCCGGUCGACUGCCCUGCUCGUUCGUCACACAUGCACUGCUGGGCUCUUACACGUUGCAGGCAGAGUUCGGUGAUCAUGAGCCUGACCAGCCACGCCCUCUCGACAAUGUCGCACAGCUGACCUUUGCGCCCAAUCAGAACAAAGAAAUGGAGGAGAAGAUUCUGGAGCUCCACAAAUCUCACAGAGGGAUGACACCAGCACAAGCUGACACACAGUUUCUAGAAAACGCCAAAAAACUGUCCAUGUACGGGGUGGACCUGCACCAUGCCAAGGAUUCAGAGGGCGUGGACAUCAUGCUUGGUGUGUGUGCUAACGGUCUGUUGGUCUACAAAGAUAGACUCAGGAUAAAUCGCUUUGCCUGGCCCAAAAUACUCAAGAUUUCCUACAAGAGGAACAACUUCUACAUUAAAAUCAGGCCGGGAGAGACGGAACAGUUUGAGAGUACCGUUGGAUUCAAACUCCAGAACCAUCGCUCUGCCAAAAGGCUGUGGAAGGUCUGUGUGGAGAAUCACAGUUUCUUCAGGUUGAACGCCCCAGAGCCCCCUACCAAGGCUCGCUUCUUGACUCUGGGCUCCAAGUUUCGUUACAGCGGACGAACCCAGGCACAGACCCGUCUGGCUAGCUCGCUCAUCGACCGACCUGCUCCAAAUUUUGAGCGCACCUCAUCCAAACGCAUCAGCCGUAGUCUUGAUGGAGCCCCGAUGAUCAGCAUCACAGAGGCUAGUGAUGCGACUGAAAACGGACGCGAUCUUCACUCUGACUCAAAGAGCCCACUGAGAGUGCAUGCGGACAAUAUUUAUGUGAGGCACAGUAAUUUAAUGUUGGAGGACCAUGAUAAGACCCAAGACGGGGUCCUGAAACACCAAGCUAGUAUUAGCGAACUAAAGCGCUCCUUUAUGGAAGCUCCGCCUCCCUCUCCUCCUCAACCCAACCAGUGGGAGAAACGUCUCACCUCCUCCCCCGCCACAACGGCACGUGUUCAGCAGCAACAAGUGGUGCCUGAAAAGGAAGCUGCUGCAGCUGCUAACACCAACACUGACAACAAAGAACCUGUGAAGACCACCGAGGUUGAAAUUGAAGAGACGGUUGUCAUCCAAGAGGUUUCCAAAGUGACCAAAUCUGGACCAACAGUUGUGGCCGCUGUGAAGGAAGCAAGCGAACAGGAAGUGAAAGUUGAGGAGGUGGCAGGAAAAGCGGAGGCAGCUCAGGCGCAGAAGCAGGAAAGCGUUUCGGCUGACAGCGAGAGCGAAGAGGAAGCAGAAUAUCACCCCAACGUCUCCGUUUCCAUCUCUCACACGGAGAUCCCUGAAGAGGAAGAGGAGCAGAAGACAGAGGAGACAAUGCUGACAGGGACGGAUAAGCCAGACCCCGGUGUUGAUGAAGUCGCCGGUCGUACUUCAGAGCAGCCCAGAGCAGACGACACGAAGAACGAGAACGCUAGUGAGAGUGCCACUGAAGAAAGCACGGACUACCAGAGGAAAACAUCUGAAGAAGCUUCCAAUGGUCUGCAUGAGGAUGCCUCAGCUAGUCUGGCCGAGGUUGAGGAUGAACCCAAAUUGAACGGAGACGCCUCAGUCGAAGCGCGGCCACAUGUUAUUUGUUGCUCUGAGCCACCUGUGGUAAAGACAGAAAUGGUGACUAUAUCAGACACGUUUGCGGCGCAGAAAACAGAGAUAGCGACAAAAGAAGUACCCAUCGUACAUACGGAAACCAAGACCAUCACAUACGAAGCCGCACAGCUGGAUGGGAAUGAAGGGGAACCUGGGGUUCUGAUGACCGCACAGACAAUCACCUCGGAGUCGCUGUGUACCACCACGACCACACACAUCACCAAGACGUUAAAGGGCGGCCUGUCGGAGACCAGGAUCGAGAAACGCAUCGUCAUCACGGGGGACUGCGACAUCGACCACGACCAGGCACUGGCCCAGGCUAUUAAGGAGGCCAAAGAGCAACAUCCUGACAUGUCUGUCACCAGAGUGGUGGUUCAUAAAGAAACUGAACUGGCUGAGGAGGAGGAUUGACAGAACCCAGAGCUGAUGGGCCGAUCGUGACCAUUUCCUUCACCGACAUCGUACCACCCUGUGACACCCACCCAUCAAGAGGACGAAGAGAACCAGGGAAGGACUCCCUCAAGUCGAGUGUUGCUUACAUGUCUGUGUAAAAAAAAGCCCUCUCACUCCAAAACCAAGAAAAGAAUAACCUCACUGAUUCGGGGGGGGAACUAUAGAACCACUUUGUUAGUCUAAACAUUUGUAGCGUGUUUUAUUUUUGAUAGCGUUUCUUCUUAAGUGUCUGUUUUACAUUAGUGCUUCUGUUUUGCAAUGAUACAACCGUAGGAUGCAGCCAAAACCAGUCAUGACUGAAUUAAAUUAUGGAUUAUUAACAUUUAAAAUGAUUGUUUUACUGAUCAUUUGUAUUUGUAUUUUUUCUACAACAAAUAGUUCUUGUUUAAACGCAAAUAUUAAGGCCCCUUUCUCCAAAAUAUUUUCUACAGAACUUCAUACAUCAUUUAUAGGAAGAGAUAACACGUCUCUGAUUGUAUUUUUUCAUCCCUUUUUUUAAAUCUAUGGAAUCCCAGAUUCCUCUGCAUGAGGAAAUACAUUAUUGAGUUUCUGGAUCCAGUUUCCUUCAUAACUCCUCUUUUUGAUAUGUUUUUUUUUUCCUAGUUCAUCCACAUUCCAUCUCUGUUGUAAUAACUGUUGAUAUUCUCUUCCAAAAAGUAUAAAAUAGAAGAGACAUUUAGAGUUCAUGUUUACUCAGUAGAAGAGCUGACUGGGAUUUUAGCUUUAACACGACAGGCUUUUCUACCGGGCUAAUUUGGAAGCCUGUUGAUCGAGGACCAUGGAAUUUCACGAUAUGGAAUGCUAAGGCUCACUUUUUGGGAGGGAAAAAAACAUUCAUUUAAUGCUAACAGUUACAUUAAUGUAAGACUAUGGUGCUUCCUGGUACCAGAAUGACAACAAAAGAGUUUCAACUGAGCCUUUUAUCACGACAGCGGCUCGCUUCAUUUCACUUCUCACAGAUUCUUGUCAAAUAAUAUUUCAGCAUGUCGCCACGCACAAACUCUUAGAGUUGAUUAGACUGUCACCGCUUUUACAAUAUGUCUAGAUUAGAUUCUCUCCAUCCGAUGCUGGCUGUGUGGACAAAAAACCUCUUACCACCACUGAAAUAUUGCGUACUGAUUCAAUUUCUAAAAACACAAUAACAUCCAAAUCCUUUUAAAGAUGAGUAAAAAAUAACUGCACUUGAAAACAGCGUUAUGCUGAAGCCUAAAGGGAAGUGAAGAUUGGGUUUUGAUGUGCUCUCGAGCCCCUCCCCUGCAGGUACACGAUGUCUCUUUCAUUUGUGUUAAUAAACUGUGGUUUUCUAAUGUGGAUAUCAGCAAUAACUGAUUCUCCUAACUCAUUGUGACAUUCCUCUUGCUUUGUCGUGCGCCGGCUCUUUCUGUCUCUGAUAUGCUUUUAAAGGUCAUUUUAACACUGUAUAAAGGCCACUUUUUUCAUUUUAUCCAGACAAAGCAAACCGCUGUUUCGUCGCCAAACAUUCCAGCGAGAGCCAGCCACAGAAAUACUUCUUAAAGUUUUGAAUCAGAUCUGUAGGAACACAUCUAAGCCACUACUGCAUUCCAAUUUCAGUGAGCCACGAUGCGAUUGUUCUGUUUUCAUUUUUCUGACUGCCAACCGUCACCACUACCAAUCAAAUGUUUUCAUGUUCUUCAUGUAGCCGCCGGUUACGUGCGCAAAAAGUCAUCAGAGCUGCAGCGCUGCGCGGCUCGGCUUUCAAAAAUGUCAUGACCAGACUCAAAAGACAACAUCGGAAACACUUUCAUCAUUUUAUAUAGAGCAUUUACAAAAAAAUGAUUUUUAUAUUAAAAGCUCAGGAUUUGUGAUAGAGUGAAGAUCAUUUUUGGUGUAACAGACCAGCGCCAUUUUUGUAUCAAUUGUGUGAAAUAAAAAAAUGGCAUUUAAGAAAACCAGCCAUCAGCUCCGCCACUCUCUUUCUCGACUGUCACACCUCUAUCCAGCAGCUUCAGUGUCUUGUGUCUGCCCACAUUGCCACUCCUCCCCUGUAUAACACUGUUUAAAUAAAGGAUUGUUAUACUGUC